This is a messenger RNA of Racocetra persica, 219 nucleotides long. The record is from the annotation of a GenBank genome assembly. Lineage: Eukaryota; Fungi; Glomeromycota; Glomeromycetes; Diversisporales; Gigasporaceae.
AAUUUAUGGAGGUAUUCUUGGUUUAAUAAAUUUUGGAUGGCGAUACUGGGGUAGUUAUAGUGCACUACCAUUAACACACUCAAAAAAUCCAGUUAUUGCAAGUAAUAUAAUAAGUGAGAAACAAAAAACCGACGUCCGAUACAUUUUACCAUAUCUUACCCAACCAAGUGCUAAAAGAAGUCCAAAGCAUAAGGAUGCAAUCAAUAAAUUCUUAUUUUG